Molecule: messenger RNA, 1623 nt
Organism: Drosophila serrata
Lineage: Eukaryota; Metazoa; Arthropoda; Insecta; Diptera; Drosophilidae
Gene: AstA-R1
Product: allatostatin A receptor 1
Biological process (GO): G protein-coupled receptor signaling pathway
Cellular component (GO): plasma membrane
Molecular function (GO): G protein-coupled receptor activity
Source: RefSeq, a predicted model, not a curated record
GGUUCUGUGGCGGACUGACAAAAGUCGAAAAGUGAAACCGGGAAAGGACAAUAAUUCCGAAUUCGUUUCGAAAUAGCUUAUUUUUUGACAGUGUCGCGACAGUUAACAACGCUCAACUCUUAUUUUUUAAAGUGUCCCAAAAUACUAAUUCAGCAGCAAAAUAAAUAAUACACAAAAAUACAAAGAAAGUUAAGUUUGUAAUCAAAAACCCGGCUUCAGAUUCGUAUCACGCUUUCCGCGGCGGCUGGUAAUCAAAAUCAGGAGAAGAUAACUCACGGAAAUGCAAAUCAGGCGACGGGCGUCCCAGGGGGCGUGCCAGAAGCCACACAAUAGAUCCAACUGAAAGCUGGGAGAGAGCUCAUUAAAAGAACCCUUACCAAUCGAGGCUUGCCUCUGAUAUAACUGGCCUCUAUAAUCACACAUAUAUUGGGAAAGAUGGCCAGCCGACGGACCAUGUCGAUGCUAUUGUUGGGCAGUCUAAUUAGUGGCUGGCCAAAAGCCUCUUUGGGGGCCACCAGCAGCAAUGGAAGCUACAGCUACAGCAGCGGGGGCAACACUAGCACCAAUAGCUUCACAUUUCCCUCGGAAUUCUCGGAUCACAAUGCCAACGAUUCCAUGGAAUAUGAUGCCGAGAGUGUGGCCCUUGAGCGCAUCGUCUCCACAAUAGUUCCGGUAUUCUUUGGCAUUAUCGGAUUUGCCGGACUCCUGGGCAACGGACUGGUUAUACUAGUGGUUGUGGCCAACCAACAGAUGCGUUCAACCACCAACUUGCUGAUUAUUAACCUGGCCGUCUCGGACAUCCUGUUCGUCAUCUUCUGCGUACCCUUCACGGCCACCGACUAUGUCCUGCCGGAGUGGCCAUUCGGCAAUGUUUGGUGCAAGUUCGUCCAGUACAUGAUUGUGGUCACCUGCCACUGCAGUGUCUACACACUGGUACUGAUGUCCUUUGAUCGCUUCCUGGCCGUGGUUCAUCCCGUGACGAGCAUGUCCUUGCGAACCGAACGCAAUGCCACACUAGCCAUCAUGUGUGCCUGGAUAACAAUUGUCACCACCGCCAUUCCAGUGGCUCUUUCACACUCGGUGCGAAUCUAUCAGUAUCAUGGAAAUGCCGGGACAGCUUGCGUCUUUUCCACAGAAGAGGAAGUGUGGAGUCUCGUCGGUUUUCAGGUCUCAUUCUUUUUGUCAUCGUAUGUGGCACCUUUGACGCUGAUUUGCUUCCUUUACAUCGGAAUGCUGGCUCGUCUGUGGAAAAGUGCUCCAGGCUGCAAACCUUCUGCCGAGUCACGCAAGGGAAAGCGACGCGUCACCCGAAUGGUUGUUGUUGUCGUUCUGGCAUUUGCCAUUUGUUGGCUGCCAAUUCAUGUAAUUCUUGUGCUGAAGGCUUUGGAUCUUUAUGGGGCAAGUCAUCUGUCGGUCAUCAUUCAGAUCAUUUCGCAUGUGGUGGCCUACACUAAUUCCUGCAUCAAUCCGAUACUCUACGCCUUCCUGUCCGACAACUUCCGCAAGGCUUUCCGCAAGGUGGUUUGGUGUGGUAGCCCACCGCCUCUGAUGACCAAUCAACAGAUGACCAAGACGACGCGAACUGCAACCGGCAACGGAACGUCCAAUAUUGAUAUGCUCUAA